Messenger RNA from Cokeromyces recurvatus, 4104 nucleotides. RefSeq lists its product as uncharacterized. Bases 100 to 3978 code for a protein of 1292 amino acids. NCBI's taxonomy places the organism in Eukaryota, Fungi, Mucoromycota, Mucoromycetes, Mucorales, Mucoraceae. The transcript has 12 exons. The record is from RefSeq and is a predicted model, not a curated record.
GUUCAUUAUAUUCAUCUUCAAUUAACAUUAUUUUUUUUUUUUUAAAAAAAAUAAAAUAAAAUAAACAAGUCAUUUACAAAAGAAAAUACAAAGUUUUAAAUGCAAGCAAAGAGCUCUUCUACACUUCGUCGUGGUGGAAAUAGUUCUAGAAGAGCCAUUCGAACAUUAAACCCAGCUUAUGUUUAUGAUUACACUCUUCGAUGCGCCAUCCAUGCUUGCCUUGAACAUCAAAGUAAACAAAAACUUACAUCUAGCGUUAGGGAACGAAGAACUAGUAACAGUUUUAGUAGUCAUCGACAUUCAGUUCAUCUAAGUGGUGUAAGUGAUGUCUUUGGUAAUAUAGCUGAUAAAUUUGCUAGUGAUGAUGCUACUAAGGAUAAAUUAACAAAACCUGUGGUGGUGGGUCUCAUGCGUCGACUUGACGAUAUUAAAGAAGGAAGGGAUGUUUCCAAGACUGAAUAUCUCGAUCGUCGUUUUAUCUCGAUUGUUAAGCAAGUAAGAGAUAUCGUUAAACAACAUCGCUAUCGUCCUCAGGGCUCUAUAAACGAUUUACUCGUUACUUUUUUGAGAACAAGUGAAGCUGAACUUAAAAAGUCUGAUCCUAAUCCUGCUGUUUGGUUUAAGGAUUUGGACAAUUAUGUUGUUUUAUUUACAGAAGUAUUGUUAUUGGUCCUAAAAGAAGACGCACCUAAUUCUGCUUCGGCUGAACUGAUUUCUACACUAAAUAAAUCAAUUCUUCCCCCAAAGUCAAAAAAGAAACAGCAUAUACAGGAACAACGAAAUAGUAAUAGUAGCUCGAAUAAUAACAGUAACUCUUCUUCGACAGAUAUUGUAGAUAUAAUUGAAAAUUUCCCAAUGGUUAAAACUGUGCAGAAUUUGUUUCAAAUUGAAAAUUCAAUUCAUAGACAAAAAAUUCAUGAACUACAAUCAAUUUGUACAGAAUCAAACUUUUUUUUGGACUUAAAGCAGCUAAUCAACGCAGUCAAUAUAAACCAAUCUUUCCCAGGUAGAAGAGAGGAUUUUGCAAGCCAACAAGCUUACGAUGCUUGGGUAACAAGAGAAAAGAAAUAUUUACAAGGCUUAAUGACAGUUAUGGUUACAAGCCCAUCCUUUUCUUUAAAUAUCAGUAACGAACAGGAUGUUGGAUCUACUAACCUCUUAUCAGGUAGCAAUAGAAAAAUGAAUGAAACAAAAAGAAAUUCUAUUUAUGGUAGCUCUUCUUCUCUGGAUGAUAGCCCCUAUACUUAUAUUCCUAAUGAUCCUCGAUCCUAUUUCCGUCUUUUGAUGAAUAUGUGCAUGGAUCUUGAUACAAAGAUUGCCCCUGAUACUGAACGAGCAAAAUCAAGUCUAUUAUCUCAAGCUUCUGAAGACCUUUUACGUGAAUGUUGGACAACUUGGCGUUUAUCUCCUCCUUUUAGAGCUGUGCUUUAUCUAGAAACUAUCAAAAAUCGUAUGGAUACUGAAGAUUUUCAGAAUGAAUAUGAUAUACUUGAUGUUAGAGAUGCUAUGAGAGCACUUGAUAAAUGUUUAAAAGAAAAUGAAAUUCGAAAUUGGACAAUUAAUGAUAGAGAGAAUUUAAUUCGUGUGUUUGAAGGCUUAAAUGAAACUUGUCUACGCUAUUUAGCUGAUUCUUUGAGCCAAUAUUGGAGAAUCAAUCCGGAAUUUGUUAAAGAUCAAAUUGAUUUACUAGAUAAUAUUUAUGAAAAUCCAGCAUAUCUUGAAGAUCAUUCUGAUCCAUAUCAACAUUUCAAUUUGUUAGAAGAAACAAUUGCAGGUGCAGCGGUUUCUAGGUGGAGAGUCUUAGAAAAAUCAGUUUUGAAUCCUAAAAAUGAUGAUAUGACGAAUUUGAUGCAUUUGGCUGAUAAGCUGAUUAAAGAGCUUGUUGGUGUUGCAAAGAAGUUUAAAAAACCACUUAAGAAUGCAUUACAUUUACCAAGUAUUGUUAUGGCUCGACAAAUGCCCUUUUUUGUAUUAGAAAUGGAAAAUUGGGCCUUUCUUCCUGAAGCUAGGAAUGCACCUAUUGACCUGACUUUUCAGUUAUAUGAUAAAGUACUUACAUUAAAAAGACUUUAUGAUCAAUAUGGUCCAAAACAAAAAUCCGCAUUAUUCAAAGUUGAAUCAUGGUUUUUAUUACACGUCAAACGAUGGCUAAAAACGACAGCAGGAGAAACACCAGAGUGGGUUAGUAAUGCUAUUAAACAAGAUGAGUUUAAGGCGGUUAAUGAAACAACUCCUCAUUCAUCUUCCAUUGUUGAUCUCUUUACUAUGUUUUAUCAAGCCGUUGAUUUUGUUCAAAAGUUAGAAUGGCCCAAUCGACUACAAGAAUGCUACUUUAAUACAGCCCUUUCUAAAGUGAUUGGUGUUGCACUUGAACAAUAUACCAUGGAACUAGAAGAAAUGAUUACGAUGGAUAUCUAUCCCCGUUAUUACAUGGAAGAAGUACAAAAUGCGAGUGCUAACUUUUUUGAUAGAGCUCGUUAUCAAUUGAUUGGCAAUCGUACGCACGGAAAAGCUCAUGAAGAGCCCUAUGACUUUAUGACACAGACGUGCGUAAGAAUUAAUAAUAUCGAAGUUGCACGUAUAAAGCUGGAUCGAUUAUACCAAAAUAUGGAUGUAGAUGAAAUUGCUCAAGUAAUGAGAGAAUAUGAAUCACAAUUAUCACCUUCUGCAAAUGAAAAGGCCACUGAAACCAAUACUAAUUACUUAUACUCUAUAAAAAUUGUUAGAGCAGAAAAUUUACCUCCUGCAGAUAAUAAUGGUUUAAGUGAUCCUUAUAUUGUUCUUGAAAUUGAUUCAAAGCCUGUAGCUAGAACAAGAACUGUUUAUGAGACUUUAAAUCCUCGUUGGGACCAAGUAUUUGAUAUUUGGCUUACAGAUGAGACUGUAGAUGUCUUGGCUCUUGUGUAUGAUGAAGACGUGAUUGGUGCUGAUGAAGAGUGUGGUGGUGUCUGGUUUAAACUGGGCCCCUCUUAUUAUGGUGAUUUCCAAACUCAUGAGCUCGUUUUAAAUUUCAAUCCUCAAGGAAGGCUUAUCUUACGUGUUAGUAUGGAAGGUGAAAAGGAUGAUAUUCAGUUUUGGUUUGGUAAAGCCUUCCGUGUUUUGAAAAGGGCUGAAAACGAUGCUGCAGGUCUUAUUGUCGAUAAGAUGGGAAGUUAUUUUCGACAAAUCUUGAACCGUAAAUCAUUAGAUAAAUUAUUAGGACGUGAUCGUAGUUUCUUUUCUUCAUUUUCUCGUUCCAAUAAACACAUUGAACCAACUCUUCAAGACUGUGAAGACUCCAUAGCACCAUUAUUGGAUUAUUUAGAGAAAAAUUUAAAGACUUUGAAUGAUAAUUUAUCCGAGACAAAUAUGCAAUUUGUCAUAUUGAGAAUUUGGAGAGAAAUUCUGAUUUCACUAGAAAAUGUAUUAUUACCACCCCUUUCAGAACAAUUGUCAGAGUGGAAGCCUUUAGAUGAUUAUGAAUUCCAUGUUGUUUACAAAUGGUUAGAGCUUCUUAAAAUUUUAUUUAACGGUGGUGAAGAUGGAGAUGCUGUCCCCUUAGAUAAACUCGAAAAUUCUCAGUACUAUGCUCUUUUAGCUAUUAAUGCUGCGUAUAAUUUGGAUACAGAUCAAUUAAUUGAAGCAUACAAUUCUGCAGUGAAGAAUCAAUUAGAACUGAAAUUACGUGGAGGAAGGAAGGCAGAUAGAAGUAAAUCAGUAUAUCAUUCCAAGAAUACAGUUAAAAAGAGAAAAUCAAAUGCGCAUAGGAAAUCAGCUUCUAUUGACUUACCAAACAGCGAUACCAUUCUUCGUAUUCUUCGUAUGCGUUCAGGAAGACAAGUACGCGAUUUUCUUCAUACUGAGUUUGAAAAACGCAAUAAUCCUACAGCUUACAUGAACUUAUUGGAAAAUAAUGAUCAAAAGAAACAGUUAACAGACAUUCCUCCUGUACCUAGUAUUCCAACGAACGAUUUAUCUCCUAUUACGUCUUUGAGAUAGUUAUAAUAAUAUAAAUAAGUCCAUGUACAACAAAUAUAUGCAUACCAAUAUAUAAACUAGCCUUUUAUGCAUAUAUUCCAAAUAUAUUACAUUAACAAAAAGAAAAAAAAGAAAAAGAAAAAGGAC